AUGGCUAGUGAAAAAGAUGAUUCACUUCAAGUCUUGCCACCCAAACGAUCUCCAACAGCUGCAGCUGUUUCAUCUCGUCGCGAAUCUUCUGCCGGUCCUACAGUGUCGCUUACUGCAGAGCAAUUUCAGAAGCUUUGUUCUACCCAUCAGCCUAAUGCCUUGUCCAUGAUUUCCCAUUCUUCAUGUUUGCCUUCCUCAUCUUCUUCAGGAUCCUCACUCCAAGAAGCUGAUUGGGACAGGCCGUAG
This is a messenger RNA of Prunus armeniaca (apricot), 246 nucleotides long. The record is from the annotation of a GenBank genome assembly. NCBI's taxonomy places the organism in Eukaryota, Viridiplantae, Streptophyta, Magnoliopsida, Rosales, Rosaceae.